This is a messenger RNA of Triticum dicoccoides, 1052 nucleotides long. Its product is annotated as probable cytokinin riboside 5'-monophosphate phosphoribohydrolase LOGL1. Bases 152 to 832 code for a protein of 226 amino acids. The transcript is spliced from 7 exons. Gene Ontology annotation, molecular function: hydrolase activity, hydrolyzing N-glycosyl compounds. Gene Ontology annotation, cellular component: nucleus; cytosol. Gene Ontology annotation, biological process: cytokinin biosynthetic process. The record is from RefSeq and is a predicted model, not a curated record. Lineage: Eukaryota; Viridiplantae; Streptophyta; Magnoliopsida; Poales; Poaceae.
GCCGCCUUCAUUUGAAGCUUCUCCCCCAGAUACUCUACGAGAUAACACACGGCAUCGGGUAGAAGAACGAACCGAACCCAAACACCUCUCCUCCACGACGACUCUUAACCCCAUCCUCCCGCCCCGCACCCGAGAGGAAACAAGCCAGGCCAUGGGCGACACCGCCGCGCCCGCGGCCGCGCCGCCGAGGAAGUUCGGCAGGAUCUGCGUCUUCUGCGGCAGCAACUCCGGCAAUCGCGCGGUGUUCAGCGACGCGGCGCUCGAGCUCGGCCAGGGACUGGUGACGAGGGGGGUCGAUCUGGUCUAUGGCGGCGGCAGCAUCGGGUUGAUGGGCCUGAUCGCGCAGACGGUUCUGGAUGGCGGCUGCCAUGUCCUCGGGGUGAUUCCCAGAGCACUCAUGCCCCUUGAGAUCUCUGGUGCAAGUGUUGGAGAAGUAAAGAUAGUCUCUGACAUGCAUGAGAGGAAAGCUGAGAUGGCGCGACAAGCUGAUGCAUUCAUUGCUCUUCCGGGAGGGUAUGGAACAAUGGAGGAGUUGUUAGAGAUGAUCACAUGGUCGCAGCUCGGAAUCCAUGACAAACCAGUUGGCUUGCUAAACGUCGACGGGUACUAUGAUCCGUUACUUGCGCUGUUCGACAAGGGCGCGGCAGAAGGUUUUAUUAAGGCCGAUUGCAGGCAGAUAAUCGUGUCGGCGCCAACUGCCCACGAACUGCUGACGAAAAUGGAGCAAUACACCCGUUCACACCGGGAGGUGGCGUCGCGGACGAGCUGGGAGAUGACCGAGCUGGGCUACGGGAAAGCUGCACCAGAGCCGGAGGAGGACGCGUCGUGCUGAUGUGUGGCACGCAUCGUCGUCCCUUGUUGCUCAACUGGCCACUGGGAUUGCAAUUGCAAUAAUCGUAGUGUGUUGUGAUUUUGUGUUGUUGGUUGCCUUUUAUGUAACCCUGUACGUUGGAUUGCGACUUGAUCUGGCGAAGAUGCCUAAGAUUGUGUAUCUAGUUAUUAUCUGCCCCCUUGGAAUGAAUGCAGCGGCGUGAGCAAAUGCUGACUGAUAA